CCACCAGCAUAUAUGUGAUUUUGGUGCCUAUUCUGUAUUCCGACGGAUUUCUAUUUCGUUCGAAAGUGAUAUUUCGAUCGUUUUCGAAUUUACCAUUCCCUAUUCCAAUCGUUUUGCUCGUUUCGAACGAAAGUGUUAGAAAAUUUCGAAUAUGCAUCGAUCUGUCAAAAACCGAUAAACAAAAAGAAACACCGUAUUAAAUAGCGGCGAGUGCGAGUUGAAUUUCAGUUAAUUUUUGAUCCUAAGAGAAAUUUGUGAGAAAAUUUUCUCGUUCAAUGGAUUCCGUUUUGUUACCGAUUUUGGCGGAGCAAGAAGAAAUUGGAAUGCCUUGCUACCAUCGGCGAAACCACCGAAAAUCAACCGACUUCAUGAAACUUUCUGAUGAAGCAUUCAUCAAAAGUUUUCGUCUAAGUAAGGAAGCUUUUCGGUACGUUUUAGAGGAAAUUGAGAACUGCCUUACCACAAGGAAAGGUGGUCUAUCCACGGAGGUGAAACUCGCAGCAUGUUUGCGAUUCUUUGCUGAAGGAAAUUAUCAACAUGGAGCAGGGCAAGAUUAUCACAUUGCCAUAGCACAGCCCACAUUUUCCAAGGUGCUGACUGAAAUGCUUAACAUUCUGGAGCGGACACUGUGUAAGAAAUGGAUUUCCCUAAAUAUGACGGAAGACGAACAGCGGCGUGCUAAACUACACUUCUAUCAGAAAACAUCAAUUCCGGGUGUUAUUAUGUGUUUGGAUGGAACCCACGUAAAAAUUAUUCCACCUAAGCUGAAUCGAAAUUUGUUUUUUAAUCGGAAGGGAUUUUAUAGUCUCAACGUUCUGAUUGUUUGUGACGAUCAGCAAAGGAUUCGUUUCGUUGAUCCUACCUUCCAGGGAUCUAAUCAUGACUCUCAUAUAUGGCGUGUAAGCCCUGCAAGAACUCACUUUGAGCAGCUUCACCAAAAUGGUGAAGUUAAUACUAAGAUUCUAGGUGAUGCUGGUUAUCCAUCGGAACCUUGGUUAGUAACGCCAUUCAGAGCAGCGGAGGAAGGGAGUUUGGAGAGCGAUUUUAAUCGCAGGCAUGCCUUGGGUCGUGCUAUCGUCGAGCGGACAAUCGGUUUACUAAAAAAUCGGUUUAGAUGCAUCCUUGGCGCGAGACAACUUCACUACAAUCCUACUAAAUGCGCUCAAAUUAUAAAUGUAUGCUGUGCACUUCACAAUAUAUGCUUAGAAUUUGGUCGUUCUCAGUAGUUAUAAUAUGUUAUGCAGCUGUUUACAUAAUAAACUUUUGUUUAAAUUAAUAUUUAUGACUGUUAAAUUUCAUCUAACUUGUUUGCAAAUGCUCAAAUAAAUAACAACCACCGGAAAAGGAAGUGUCUUCCUUACUUAACUAUGGUUUCGGCAGAAUUAUUUACUCUUAUUCCUGCCAACACUUUGAGAACAUGUCAUUAUCGAUUUCUCGUAAGCAGGCCAAGUAUUCAAAUAACCAUUAUUAAUACUUUUUGCGUUGUUUUAACCCCUUGCUGUACGAUUUAAUUUCCAACAGCACGGCCCAAAACGAGCACUUCGAGUCGUUCCGCUACUCUGCUGAGUGUGGGUAUCUAACAUGGGUGCCCUAUGAUGAGCAAAUACAUGUUGUGUUUAAAAUAAAAACGAAGGAGUUAUUACUACGUACUAACUCGUUCGUUUUUAUUUUAAUUAUAAUAUUCAAAUUAUAUUUUAUAUUUUUAGCUCAUUCAAUUUUUUUUUAAAUAACGGAAAUUUUAUAAUCUUCAGUUGUCGGUAUCCUCAUCAUAUGCCUGAAGCUAUGUAAUUAUUUCACAUCGAGAAACAACGAGUGAAGUUCAAUGUUGUACGUGAAGGGGUUAAGGAAGUUCCAUAAACUAUAGGCGAAAUUCGUGAAUUUUAAAAAAGUUUAUAUAAUUUUGAUGCUAUUCCAAACAAACUUCAAAGAAAAAAUUAAGUAAGAUUUUUCUUCCAUGGAAAGAUAUAAAAAUACGAUUAGAACUUUUUUUCAUUUUUUUAUACUUGAGUUACAAUAUAAAGAUAAAAAAUCAGAUCACUGAUAUUUUGAAACAUUAUUCUAAUGUUCUGAAAUAUACGCAAUCUGCGUUUCAAGGAUUUGUCGCUAUUGAUUUCUCCAGCGCGAUCUUCUCCAUCUCGUGGUUAUGUCGUUUUUGUUCACUCAGAUGUUCUUUGAGUGUGGCAUCCACGGAAAGAAUCGCUCGAGCUGAUUGGCGCUGAUAAUGAACCAGAUCACUCAAAUUCUUGUUUGUGUUUUUUAACAGGGAUUUCACAUUGGUGUGAAAUUUGUUUUGUUGCUCGACUUGCAGCUCUAAUAGCCUCGUGGUAGAAGGUCUGGAUUUUUUCGGCUGAGAGGGCUGGAAGUGAAUGGUAUUAUUGAUACCGUCACACUCGUCGGAAGUACCAUAAUAUAUAAAAUUUUCCUGGUCUGCAGCUUGAGGUUCACCCGAAGGCGAACCCAACUGUGUUCCAUGAGAUGAGGUACCCGGGAUUCCUUCCACGGUCGCAAGUAACCCAGUUAGUAGAACUGCCUGCUCCUCCAGCUCGGACAAAUUGAUAAUUUUAUUGGGUCCUCCACCUGUCGCCCUCUGCUCCCGUUUGUUGUGAGCGAGUUUUCGCUUUAAUCCGGACUUAUAGUCCGCCCAAACCUACACAGAAAACCAGGGCAAAAAUAAGACUAUAA
Toxorhynchites rutilus septentrionalis is the source of this 2682-nucleotide messenger RNA. Its product is annotated as putative nuclease HARBI1. The transcript has 4 exons. The record is from RefSeq and is a predicted model, not a curated record. NCBI's taxonomy places the organism in Eukaryota, Metazoa, Arthropoda, Insecta, Diptera, Culicidae. Bases 276 to 1226 code for a protein of 316 amino acids.